Messenger RNA from Melospiza georgiana, 3199 nucleotides. It is a transcript of the gene SOCS5, whose product is annotated as suppressor of cytokine signaling 5. Gene Ontology annotation, biological process: cell surface receptor signaling pathway via JAK-STAT; epidermal growth factor receptor signaling pathway; phosphatidylinositol phosphate biosynthetic process. Gene Ontology annotation, molecular function: 1-phosphatidylinositol-3-kinase regulator activity. The record is from RefSeq and is a predicted model, not a curated record. The transcript has 3 exons. Bases 202 to 1812 code for a protein of 536 amino acids. Gene Ontology annotation, cellular component: phosphatidylinositol 3-kinase complex. Lineage: Eukaryota; Metazoa; Chordata; Aves; Passeriformes; Passerellidae.
CAAGAUGGCCGCCGGCCGGCCGCCCCAUUCCCGGCGCGGGCAUCGCGCCCGACUCCAAGAUGGUGGUCAAUGGAGGCCACCGGAGACAGCCUAGCGGUAAACAUGUCCACAAGUCAAAGAAGGAAUCUAGCAAGUUCAUGUUGAGGUAUAUUCUCAAGACAAGACUCAGUGACUCAUUUGCUUUUCUGGAUAACGUAAUCCAUGGAUAAAGUGGGAAAGAUGUGGAACAAUUUCAAAUACAGGUGCCAGAACCUCUUUAGUCAUGAGGGUGGAAGCCAAAAUGAAAGUAUAGUUGUGAACUCCAAUAAUUGCUCAUCUGGUAAAGAGAAAGCCAUCCAGAUAAGUGACUUGCCUCAACAACAACCCAGCAGUCCUUUGAGAGAAAACAUUGCUUUGCAAUUAGGCUUAAGUCCUUCAAAGAAUUCAGCAAGGCGGAACCAAAACUGUGUCACAGAAAUUCCUCAGAUUGUUGAAAUAAGCAUUGAGAAAGAGAAUGACUCAUGUGUCACCACAGGAGCCAGGCUCACUCGAAGGGACUCUUAUUCUCGGCAUGCUCCUUGGGGUGGGAAGAAGAAGCAUUCCUGCUCUACCAAAACACAGAGCUCCUUGGAUACUGAGAAAAGAUUUGGUAGAACACGAAGCGGUUUGCAGAGGAGGGAGAGAAGGUACGGGGUGAGCUCAGUCCAUGACAUGGACGCGGUAUCCAGCAGGACGGUGGGCAGCCGUUCUCUGCGGCAGCGUCUCCAAGAUACUGUUGGGCUGUGUUUUCCCAUGAGAACUUACAGCAAGCAGUCCAAACCUCUGUUUUCUAACAAAAGAAAGAUCCACCUCUCUGAACUAAUGCUUGAGAAAUGCCCUUUUCCUGCAGGCUCAGAUCUGGCCCAGAAGUGGCAUCUGAUUAAACAACACACAGCACCCGUGAGCCCUCAUUCAACUUUCUUUGACACAUUUGAUCCUUCCUUGGUUUCCACAGAAGAUGAAGAAGACCGACUCAGAGAGAGACGUAGGCUUAGUAUUGAAGAAGGGGUUGAUCCCCCUCCCAAUGCCCAAAUACACACUUUUGAAGCUACAGCACAGGUAAAUCCAUUGUAUAAACUGGGACCAAAGUUAGCCCCUGGUAUGACUGAGCUGACCGGGGACAAAACCAUAACACCUCCAGGGAGCUGUGACUCCGAAGAGGACACGACGACGCUUUGCCUGCAGUCGCGCCGGCAGAAGCAGCGUCAGAUGUCGGGAGAGAGCCAUGGCCAUAUCAGCAGGCAGGGGGCUUGGAAAGUGCACACUCAGAUCGAUUACAUCCACUGCCUCGUGCCAGACUUGCUCCAGAUCACAGGUAACCCGUGCUACUGGGGCGUCAUGGACCGCUACGAGGCAGAAGCACUUCUGGAGGGGAAACCCGAAGGCACUUUCUUGCUCAGGGACUCUGCGCAGGAGGACUACCUCUUCUCGGUGAGCUUCCGCCGCUACAACCGCUCGCUGCACGCGCGCAUCGAGCAGUGGAACCACAACUUCAGCUUUGAUGCCCACGACCCCUGUGUGUUCCACUCCUCCACCGUUACGGGGCUUCUGGAACACUACAAGGACCCCAGCUCUUGCAUGUUCUUUGAACCCUUGCUCACCGUAUCUCUGAACAGGACCUUCCCCUUUAGUCUGCAGUAUAUCUGCCGGGCGGUAAUCUGCAGGUGCACUACGUACGAUGGAAUCGAUGACCUUCCUCUACCCUCAAUGUUGCAAGACUUUCUAAAGGAGUAUCACUAUAAACAAAAAGUCAGGGUGCGAUGGCUGGAGCGGGAACCUAUAAAAACAAAGUAAAAGGAAAUCAAAAUAAGCUUCUGGAACGUGCUUUUUUUUUGUGUAUUACAGUUUAACUGCAGCAAGCGCACCGAUGGCGUCUAGCUUUUCUGCAAUACCCUAUUUAAGCUGAGUGUUAGUAUCCUGUCAGAUGCUGCCUGCUGUUAAUCAAACUAAGUUGUGAUGCCUCUUGGAAACAAUAAGCAGACACAAUUCUGCACGUUUUUCAUUAAGGCCUAAUGAAAAUAUUUUUGCUAAUUUCUAAAUAUUUUGUUUCCCUUUUAUAGCUGUAGUAAUUGGAUGAAGAAACUAUGAGGCAUUUCCCAUGGGGCAUUCAUGUAAUGCUGUUAAAUGCUGUUAAAGAAAGGCUUUGUCGGAGGGGCAUUUUGCUAAUAUUUGAAGUAUUUUUUUAAAAAUUCUCUUCUUGAAAACUUUCCUCAACUCAAAGUAAUAAUUUAGAUCACAGACAAGUUUCCAAAUACUGGUGAAUAUUUUCUUGUAAUGAAGAGCAGUUCAUUAGAAGCAGUCCAUUAAGAGUUAAUGGUGCUUUGAGGCUAACAGAUGAAUCAUGCUUUUCACAGUGUAUAAUGUUUCCUAAUCAUUAAGACUUGAAUAUGCCUGCUCAGUACUGUAAUUCUGUUACAAACACUUGGAGAUUUAAGUGGCAUUGUUAGCAAAAGUAGUACUGUCUCAGACAGUUAAAAAUACCUUCCAGUGUGAAUUGCUGCUUCUGUGGCAGGACACAGAAUUAGAUUAUUGCUGUGAAACAGAAGGUUGUGGGUUUUUUCCAAAACAGAUUUUGGUGUCCUGACUGCUAGUAACUUACAGUGGAAGAUAAUAGUGACAAGAAAAAAAUUCUUAAUUAUUUUAAGUUGUCUGAUAUUUUUAUGGAGAACAUGACAAGUGGUUGAAUUAUUAUAAUCAGAGUACAAAAUCUGACAUAUCUGAAGCAAAUGUCAGGUUUCAAAGGUACUGGUACACUUUAUUUGUAAAUAUCUUUCCAUCUGCGCUUUUAAAAAUGUUUUAAAGUAAUAUGCACUGAUGAUAGUUUCAACAGAUUACUUAGAAACAAGAUUCUAACUUCUGUUUGCUUAUUUACUUGGAGAUGGAACUUAAAAGUAGUUCUAUCUUAGAUAUUUUGCACUAAAAUCUUGUUGGAAUGCCCUGACCCCUGUUUAAUGUUUUGUACCAAUUCUGAGUGCUCCCUAGUUUCUUUACCAGCUGCUACAGUAUUUGAUUCCUUCCUUCUCUACGGCAGUGACCUGUGCGAGGUAGGAAACACUUUGGCUGCAAGUACAAUAAACGUUAUUCUUGUAUGCUACACUAACCCUUCUAUUGAUGUAUUUUUCUGCUUGCUGUGCCUUGUUCUGGCUUUUUGUGCUAAUAAAGUACAGUAUGUUCAGUGUUA